CUAGGAGCAGGAUCGACGACCGACGAUGGCGGCAAAAUUUAGCAUGGCGGGCGGGUCGAGCCUCUUUGGUGCCGAAGAUCACUUGGAAGCCUCAGACCGCAUGGGACAAGCCAUGGAGCAACUGAAGGUCCGCGAGCAGCACGAAUCGCUGCAGCGGCAGCACCAACAGCUCGUCCAACAACAGCAACUUGUGGCGAAACUCGACGCCCAAGAGAACAAGCACAUCCGUGAGACCAUCCGGCCAGAGCACUACGAGCCAAACAGCCUGCAAAAUGCUCAGGAAACCACCACCGCGAGCGACGACGAAGACGAUUUCGACGAUGACUUGGACCAAGAUCCUGACUUCAUUCGAUUGCGAGAAAUUCGCCUUAAACAACUCCAGGAACAAUACAAGCUAAAGGCUGAAAACUUGGCGAAAGGCCAUGGUGACUACCGCGAGAUCGUCCAAGACGAGUUCCUCAAGGAAGUAACGUCAAGCGCACGCGUUCUCGUGCAUUUUUACCACCGCGACUUUGAACGCUGCAAGAUCAUCGACAUGCACCUCGGUCGCUUCGCCAAGCGCCACGUCGAAGUCAAAGUCCUUAAAAUCGACGCUGAGAAAGCGCCAUUCUUCAUCUCCAAGUUGGUCGUGCGAGUGCUGCCAACAAUCAUCUUUUUUGAAAACGGCAUCGCCAACGACGAUCGAAUCGUCGGAUUUGAAGGGCUCACCGACGACGUACCCCUGGGCCAUGAGGACGAGUUCCCGACUGUCAAUUUGGCGAGGCGACUGGCCAAGAUCGGCGCACUCAACUCGGCAGAUGACGACGAAGACGACGAAGACGACGGACGCAAGGACAAGAGGUCUAGCAUUCAACAGGGCCUGAACCGUGGCUACGAUGCCGACGACUAGCGAAUCCAGAACGAAUGAAACGUAACCCAAGUCGACCCCGCACCUGUCGUCGUUGUUGGUGACUCGACACACGUUCCUAUUUCCCUAUUGAUUUCGAGCGGUGAUGCAGAUCCCCUGCGGCAAGAUGGAUUUGAUUUUUCCAACUCGAACGUGAAUGGACUUCGCUCGGUCUCGCCCAGGGCGCC
Aphanomyces invadans is the source of this 1074-nucleotide messenger RNA. RefSeq lists its product as hypothetical. Lineage: Eukaryota; Oomycota; Saprolegniomycetes; Saprolegniales; Verrucalvaceae. The coding region runs from base 26 to 889 and encodes 287 amino acids. The record is from RefSeq and is a predicted model, not a curated record. The transcript is spliced from 6 exons. Gene Ontology annotation, cellular component: cytoplasm.